AUGGCAGCGGCGGCGUACCGGGAGUGGCCGCUCCUCCCCGACGACAUCACCCGGGACAUCUUCGCCCGCAUCCAGCCAGACGACCCUCUCUACUUCUUCCGGGUGAGCCACCUCUGCAAGGACUGGCGCCGCGCCCUCUCCGACCCGGAUUUCGCCCGCCGCCUCCACCAGCGCAACUUGGCUCCUCUACUCUUCGGCUUUCUCCAUGACCGCGACCACGACGAGGACCUCCCAACCUUCUUCCGCACGCUCGCUUCGCCCUUCUCCCCCAAGGACGUCCCCGAUCGCCGCGACUGGAGGGUGCUGGAUUACAGGCACGGCCGGGCCCUCUUCAUCUCAAAGCGCGACGGCGAGCUGGGGCGGAAAGACCUUCUUAUCUGGGAUCCCGUCACAGGUCUUCAGCGCCGCGUGCCGGUGGCCCCGCAGGCCAGCCGCAGCUGCUUGCCGGGCGCGGCCGUGGUCUGCGCGGCGCCUGGCUGCAACCAUCACCACCGAUGCAACGGGGGCGAAUUUCAAGUGGCGCUGGUGUUCUCUGAUAUCCCGGUCGACGACGAUGAUGAAGAUGAACCACAAAUUAAAGGUUUCCUCUAUUCAUCUCAGUCAGAUACAUGGGCCGCGGUGGCUACAUUCUAUGGCCUUUCUGAGUUCUUCGGGGAGAGACCCAGCGUGCUGUUAGGGAAAUCUCUGUAUUUCCUAUCAGAUGGGCUUGUACUCCUUGAGUUUGAUAUGUCUGCCAAUACACUGUCUGAGAUUGCAUUGCCCGACAUGGGUGAGGACUUUUGUGAGACUGAGAGUAGUCUUAUACUUGUGCAUGACCAGAAUGGAGGAAUUGGUAUCGUCGAGGCAACAGAUGGUUAUAUAUGCAUGUGGUCAAGGGAUACCAGUGACGAUGGCGAUGUCAGUUGGUCUAUUACCUGGACAUUUGAUCACUACGAUCUCGACGGAACUAUUGGAAUCGAUGGCCAGUCCUUACUUGGAUUCGUUGAAGGAUCCUCUGUCAUCUUUGUGGCUACAUCGGAAGGCACUUUUACAUUUGACCUGACCUCAGGGCUGGCUAAAAUGGUUGCCGAGGAAAAAAAUUUCAAAUUUGUGCUACCUGUUGUUAACUUGUGUGCCCCACUCAAUGGGCUCCAACAGAUUCAAGUUGAACAACUUCAUGAGCAGCCCAUGCCUAAUGAGGAGGACAAAUGUGAGCGGGGAAUCAAGGUUGCGGAGGAUGCUCUACAAGUGGCUGAGCAACUUUUUAUCAAGGGCUGGAAUGACGUGGAGUACAGGGACUUCAAUAGCGCUGUUCAGUGUCUCAAGGACUGCCUUGAGAUCAGGACUGGGCAUUAUGGAAAGUUUGCUCCAGAAUGUGCUAGCACGUAUUGCAGAUACGGAUGCGCUUUACUGUACAAAGCCCAGGAGAUGACAAACCUUGCUGAUGACCAAGGAGGAUAUUUGAGCCUGUCCGGUGAAAUGCUCGACAUUGCAAGAUCGAUAGUGGAGAAGAAUCCAGAAAGCACUACAGGGAUUGCUGAGAUCGUCAAUGCCCUGACUGAAGUCUUAAUUCAAAGGGAGAAGAAAGGGGCAACGCUAACAAAGUCUACCGAAGCAAAAACAGAAAGCAUCAAACGAGCCCACGUCAAGGAGACAUCUCCUGAAACACCCCGGAAAAGACAUCAGAAGGCUGUGGAUUCUGUUGCUAUGGAUAGAUCAUUUGAUGAUUCAGGGAUGCACUCACCAACACAAUCUGACUACUGAAUCGACUCUGGGUCUGGGACGAAGCGGGAGCUUGGAAAGGGGCUGCGUCAGUUUAUCGAUUAACAACAAGCACCAGCGAUGCAUUUGUUAGCAAUGUAGCUCAUGAUUUCUGGACCACUUUGGCAACUCUUCCUCUAGAUGCUAGACUACUUGUAGUGUUUGUCUUCGUGAUGGCAUGGUAAACUUGUCCCGGCACGUAAUAGAUGUGCUACAGACACCUCCUGGAUUUUGCUGCCAAACCUCCUCAACUCCUUGAGUAGUUUGAUGAUUACCUGUGGGAACUUGAUCAGGUAGCUAGUUCCAUCCCAUGAUGUGUUUCCUGCAAUAGAGGUGAUGGCAAGACCAUUGUGCGGACAAUUGUACCGGGUGUGUCUUGAUUUGCUAGUUCGAAAUUUGCUGACCCGGUCACAGUUGCUCGGAUUAAGCCAUAUAUUUGAUGUGGCGGAUAUGAAUUGCUCUUUUUGAUUGACUCUUUAACAGGAAAUUCUCACCUCUCUUGAUAAA
Lolium rigidum is the source of this 2247-nucleotide messenger RNA. RefSeq lists its product as uncharacterized. The transcript is spliced from 6 exons. The record is from RefSeq and is a predicted model, not a curated record. The coding region runs from base 1 to 1743 and encodes 580 amino acids. Lineage: Eukaryota; Viridiplantae; Streptophyta; Magnoliopsida; Poales; Poaceae. Gene Ontology annotation, molecular function: protein binding.